AUGGAAAGUGUACUCGCAAUUGGCGUCGGGCUAGGUUUGCGUAUGGUCGUCGAUGCUGCCACGGAUGAUCACAAAGUAGGAGGUGUCCUCGUCGGCCUAUGGGAAGGAGUAGUUUUGAAUCAUUUUGUUCGAAAAAUGCCCCGGUCAUUCGACCCCUACAUCGCCUUGGCCUUCCGGGUAUUCGUAGACUUCUUGUUUACCCAAUCGCUCUCUCGCAUGGCUCUUGUCGCCUUGUGGACAGUGGUGGGC
Molecule: messenger RNA, 249 nt
Organism: Pisolithus orientalis
Lineage: Eukaryota; Fungi; Basidiomycota; Agaricomycetes; Boletales; Pisolithaceae
Exons: 2
Source: RefSeq, a predicted model, not a curated record